AAAUAUCAUAUUGGUAGGUUUUUCUAGGAUGACCGUUACUUCUUUUGUGGAGAGGGGAAGAGAGACCACAAUUCAGUCAUAGCCCAUGUUUAUCGUCACUCGAUUUUCCCGCCAAAUUCGACAGUCACACUCCGCCGCCGUCACGCUCUCGACGCGUCGCCUCUCCUCUUCAGCCCCUCCCUCUCCCUCUUCCAGGCUCCUCGACCACUACUCCUUCAAGUCCCCUGUCUCCCCCUUCCAAAACCCUAACCCUAAUCCUGAACCCUCUACCAAGAAGAAGCAAAAGCCGCCGUAUCGGCCGCCGUCGUCGCUCGAUCGGACAGGGAAGAAGCCGUUGCGCUCCGAUUUACCCUUCGAUUUUCGGUACAGUUACACUGAGAGCAGCCCGGCGGUGCGGCCGAUUGGGCUCCGGGAGCCGAAGUAUUCGCCAUUCGGACCGGGAUUGCUUGACCGGGAAUGGACCGGAGUUUGCGCGCCGGCGGUGGACCCGAAGGUGAGGUCGGUGGAUGGGAAGGAGGAUCCAAAGUUGGAGGAGAAGAGGAGGAGGAUGAGAGAGAAGACUCUUGGUGAGCCGCUUACGGCGGCGGAGAGGAAGAUUUUGGUGGAGAAGUGCCAACGGCAUAGAACUAAGAGGCAAAUUAAUCUGGGGAGAGAUGGUUUAACUCACAACAUGCUUAAUGAUAUUCAUAAUCAUUGGAAACAUGCUGAGGCAGUCAGGAUAAAGUGUAUGGGUGUCCCCACUGUUGACAUGAAAAAUGUGUGCACCCAACUCGAGGAUAAAACAAGUGGAAAGGUAAUCCACAGACAGGGUGGUCUACUUGUAUUGUAUAGAGGCAGGAAUUAUCAUCCCAAGAAGAGGCCUGUGAUUCCAUUAAUGCUAUGGAGGCCCCAUGAGCCCAUAUAUCCCAGGCUGAUAAAAACUGUUAUUGAUGGCUUAAGCAUUGAGGAGACAAAGGAAAUGAGAAAGAGAGGAUUGGCUGUUCCUGCUUUAACGAAACUUGGUAUGGUAUUGUCUCUUUGUUUAUUUUUUUAUUUAAUUUUUAUUUCAUAAGAGUUAAACUAGUGCAUCUUUCUGUGUAUUGAUUAUCUCUAAUACUUAGUUCUGGCUGGUGUUGUUUCUAUCCAAUAUGAUGCAACUGCAGCCAAAAAUGGUUAUUAUGGUAGUCUUGUGCCCAUGGUCCGAGAUGCUUUUCUCACCGAUGAGCUGAUUCGGAUAGAUUGUCAGGGCCUUGAAAGGAGAGACUACAAGAAGAUAGGCUGCAAACUUCGGGUAAAA
This is a messenger RNA of Vitis vinifera (wine grape), 1276 nucleotides long. RefSeq names its product CRS2-associated factor 1, mitochondrial. Gene Ontology annotation, molecular function: RNA binding. The transcript is spliced from 3 exons. The record is from RefSeq and is a predicted model, not a curated record. Gene Ontology annotation, biological process: Group II intron splicing. Bases 86 to 1051 code for a protein of 321 amino acids. Lineage: Eukaryota; Viridiplantae; Streptophyta; Magnoliopsida; Vitales; Vitaceae.